AUAUAUUUAUUUACAUAUUUGUCUUAUUGUUUUUUUUAAAACAAAAAAAGUAUAUAACUCAGAGAAGUAGUUGCCAGGCCCAGUUCACAGUUGCCACUUGCCACUGCCAGAAAAGCAAUAAAAUAGUAUACAAUAACGCACUCUAUCAACGCCGUAUCACGCUCUCAAAUUAUAGUGUGAUUAAUUCUUCCUUUUUUAAAAUGAACAUAAAUACAUCGAAAGAGCAUACAUGCAAUACAACUUAAAGUUUGCUGACAGUGCGAAGCAAACUCAGUGCUAUUGUAUAUAUGGAAAUCAAAAUUAAUAUCAUCCCAACGAUAGUACACAACAAUGAAACUGCUGAACAACAAAGUCGUGGUCGCUGCCGUCAUCUGCACAGCAGCUGCCACGCCGACUCCCCUUAAUUAUACUCGAGAUGCACAAGCUGUGAGGUGUGUUGAAAGGGGUGGCUGGUACUAUGUUGAGAACAUCCCAGCAGAAGUGAAAUGUAUCAGUUUAGACCCCAAUAUGUACCCGCGCAGCCAGACUGACACCAUUCCUCGAUUUAGAAGGGGUUCUGGCGUAUUCACCUCGUCGAUUCCUAUCGCGCCUGUCGAUCGCGCCGAUAGUAUUAACGUGCGUGUUUCAGGCUACUCACACUUUCAUUAUGACCCGACUAAUAGUCUCCUUGGAGAAUUAGGAGAUAAAAAUGAUGCGUAUGUCGAAGGGUGCGAUGAGACAAACUCAACAUCUAGAACUUCGAUGAAGAAUAUAGUUUGCCUUACAGCCACUAAUGUGAGUAGUAUUCCCUCAGCGAUUUCAGCCAUCGUUACUUCUUUCGUAUCCGACCUCCCAAUCAUGACGAUGACAUUGACUGAUCUAAACAACAGCGACUUCGGCCUAGAGGCCAAACGAAGUAUGGUGUGGAGUUUGCACUAUCCAGUCAACCACACGCGACAUGCGUCUCCGUUUGUUGGCAUACUUGGCAAGGCCGAGUACGCUGGCAAGAGUUCCCUAGAGAUGUCUUCGAAAAGAGGCUAUUCUCUAUCAGUUAUCGAUGCGGUUGGUAAUGAUAGAGGCAUUGACUUGGGUCUCGCGGGUAUGGCGCCCGAAGCAGACUAUAAACUACGAGGGACCAUGCUGGAUAAAACCUUAAUGAAAGACAUGAUUGGUUUCACAACAUAUGCGGCCACAGGCCGGGUGUCUAUGAAAGGUGCACCGAUUGAAUUAUACGUCAGACUUGAUGAGAAGUAUGCAGACCCGAAUGUCGUGGAUGAGACUCAUUAUAUGGGAGUCUACAUGUUGGAGGAGAAGAUUAAAAGAGGCGAUGAUAGAAUCCCGAUAAGCAAAACAAAAGCGUCCACACCAAUAAAUGAGACGUCGUUUAUUGUAAAGAGAGACAAUUUCCACGAAGGCGACGUCCAAUUAUUGAGUGGCGGAUCCAACACCCAGGCAAACGUGAUGCUUUUGGAAUAUCCAAAGCCCGAUAAGGCCACGCCAGCGCAGGUCCAGUAUAUUCAGGAUUACUUAGAAACCGUCGACAACAUGAUGAAAUCCCCUAAGAUGAACGAUGCAUUUCAGCAGAUGAUAGAUGUCCGCUCUUUCGUUGACCAGCAGCUGGUACAAGAAAUGCUGCUGAAUGGAGAUGCAUACAGGAAAUCAACCACUUUUUAUAAGGACGCAAACGGCAAGUUCACUGCCGGGCCAGUGUGGGAUUUUGACCUGUCGCUGGGGCACGAGUGGAAUUUGGUCAAAGCCUCCAGCUCACUCGGAUAUGAUAGAUACGAAGGAUUGUGGUUUAAGGAAUUGAACCAGAACCCAGAGUAUAAAUGUCUGGUGAAUUGUAUGUGGCGACAGUACCGCGGAACAAUAUUCAAGUCAGACACUCUACUGGAGAUGAUUGACUCACAAAUACCAAUCUUGUGGAAUCCUGCUACGAGAAAUUUUAAGAGAUGGGACGUGCUGGGGCGUCCACUGGAAUUGUUUUUGGAUUACACCGCUGAAAACCAAUGGUUAUCAACCUGGGAUGCUGAGGUGGUUGCGAUGAAGCAAUUCUUGGUGAGUCGAUUGACCAAUCUGGAUUCUAUAUAUACGGUGAAUGCAACCGUAUGCAACUGUCUGACUACCAUGUUAUCAAUCCGGUAAGUGUUGGAGUUAAGUCGGACAAUACAGCACAUGGAAUAUAGAUAUCAAAUUAAAAAAACUAGUAUUAGCUG
This is a messenger RNA of Sphaeroforma arctica JP610, 2195 nucleotides long. RefSeq lists its product as hypothetical. The transcript has a single exon. Bases 331 to 2124 code for a protein of 597 amino acids. Lineage: Eukaryota; Ichthyosporea; Ichthyophonida. The record is from RefSeq and is a predicted model, not a curated record.